Messenger RNA from Eubalaena glacialis (North Atlantic right whale), 1717 nucleotides. RefSeq names its product sorting nexin 22 (gene SNX22). Gene Ontology annotation, molecular function: phosphatidylinositol phosphate binding. The record is from RefSeq and is a predicted model, not a curated record. The transcript has 6 exons. Lineage: Eukaryota; Metazoa; Chordata; Mammalia; Artiodactyla; Balaenidae. Bases 23 to 520 code for a protein of 165 amino acids.
UUCGGCUGCCAGCGGCGCGUGGAUGCUGGAAGUUCGCAUCCCGUCGGUGGGGCCCGAGGCCGAGGGGACCCGGCAGAGCCCCGAAAAAGGCCACAUGAUCAAGAAACUGUACAAAGUGCCCGACUUCCCCUCGAAACGCCUGCCCAACUGGAGGACCAGAGGACUGGAGCAGCGGCGGCAGAGCUUGGAGGCCUAUAUCCAGGGCAUCCUAUACUUGAACCAGGAUGUGCCCAAGGAACUACUGGAAUUCCUGAGUCUUCGCCACUUGCCCAUAGUCCCCAAGGCCAGCAGCUGGGGCACCCUGGGGGAGUUCCUGCCAGGCAACAGCAGCUCACAGCUGUACCACCGGCCUGUUAUCAGCUUCUGCAUGGAUCCUUAUAUUUGCAUCCCAUCCCCAGAGCCUCUGCCCAACGUGGUGGUGAAUGGUGUGCUCCAGGGCCUCUAUGGCUUCAGCGCCAGCACAGCUGAAGCCCAGCCAGAGGCUGCCUGUCACCCUGCUCCAGUGCCACCAAUGCCCUGACCAGUCCAGAGGGCUUUAGGCCACCUGCCAGGACAGUCAUGUACCUCAGUCCUAUGAAAGGGACAUGGGCUGGGUCAGCCUUGGCCCGGACCCAGGACUCACCACCCUCCACCCUUCCAGGCUCAGAACUCAGCUGCACUGGUAUCUGAGGUGGUAGAAUCCUGCACUCCUAGAGCCCAGGGGCCAAGGUAGGGACAACAGAGGAUAGGGAAUAAAGGGAGAGGGAGAAUUCCUUUAGAAUGUUCAUAGCCCACCAGUUUGGAGGUGGGCUAUGAAAAGGUGCAGGUGUAUUCCUUUACCUACAUCAGGAGAAAGGUGGGGCGGGGCAGGGACAUGCAAAGGCUGAGGCACAGUGGCUAGCCAAGUUCAGAAGCAAGGGGCAAAAGCUCCUGCUUGACGUUUUGUGCAUAGCACAUUUUUUUGUGACUGUUCAGAUCUGUUUCCCCCUGCCCUCCCAGACUUGUGUGGCCAGUUGGAAAUGUCUGGUUUGUGUUCAUCUCUCCCUCAUUUCUGGAGCAUUUCUGGAGGGAAAGGGUUCAGGCCGGAACCCAAGGAGGGGGCAGGCACCACUGCCACAGGAGCCCCAGAGGGGCUGGCACUGGACUUGGGGUCGGGGGGUGCCGCAGGCCGCAGAACCCAGCCCAUACGCAGAUUAUAAAAAAAACACCUUUUUUUUAAUCGGUCAGUGUUUGUUGGUAGGAGUUUGUUACAAAACUGGGCCCGCGGGCCCGCGGAAUGUGAGGGGAGGGGUCCACUUCGUCAGACGCCAGCACUAGGGCCAGUGCAGCAAUGGAGCCCUGUGGCGGGCUGUCUUCACCCCCGGGAGGGCAACAGGGCCACACAGACAGUCGCUCAAAGAGAAGAGGUCCCUGGGGCCCUACUCCUUGGCAAUGGCGAAGGGCUUCUCCACUUCGAUCUUGCCACAGUCUGCGAUCGUCACGUCCUUCAGAGGCCUGUCCCGACCGUCUGUCUUGGUGCUCUCCACCUUACGCACUACAUCCUGGGGAGGAAGGCAGAGUGUCAGGCGAUCUGCCGGUCGAGGGAGACGGGUGCGGCCGCCAGGGCUGAAACCCGCACGUGACCUGUACAAACCAUGAGGCACCAAAAUCCUAAGGGCAUCGUGGCCGGGCGCCAGCCCAGGGCAAGGAACCCAGCUUUGACAACAGGAGGAUGCAGUAGUUUCGAUCCUCUGAAGUA